UCUCCUCUGACACCUUCACCGGUCCUACCCAGAAGUCCUUCCCACAGGACAUCCAUCCAUCAGGGAUACUUAUCAACCCAAGGACCAAGACUGCCAGGAACCAGGGUAUUAGAAGGAGCAGCCAGCCUUAGUGAGUUGUCCCUGAGGUCAACUCGAGAGGUUGAUGGGUACUAAGUUUUACUGUCUGUUGGAGCCGACCCAGACACCAGAGCCUCACAGCUGGCCUGGGGACAUACUGUAAUAGAGUUCCACUUGGACAGAAAACACCAGCACCUUCUGAGGUAGUUGUACCCUUUUAACUCAAAUGAAGUGAAAGUGUGACAGGAGGAUUUUAUAUACACACAAUUCAUGUCAGGUAGCGGUUAGAGCGUUGGACUGAAUCCCCGAGCUGACAAGGGAAAAGUAGUAUCUGUUUGACUCCUGAGCAGAAUGAAUCACCUGGCCCACCACAGUGAAAGAUGGGGUCUAGGCCUAAUAGAACGCUCAUGAUGUCUCUUCUGAAACUCACAUUGUGAACUAUGGAACACUCUGGUUCACCUCUGACCCCCAACCUCAGUGAUACUACAGCCAAUGACAGCCUGCGGUGGGGGCUGGGGUCGCCCUUCGCCUCGGCCCCUAGCAAACAGCUGGGCACCUUGCCCAACGCCCAGACCCGCUUCAAGGACCUGUCAGGGAUAUUGUUCAUGGUGACCUUGAACGCGGUGGCCCUUCUGGCUAACACAGCCGUGCUGGUGGUGGUGGUCAAGGCCCCGCACCUCAGGAAGUUUGUCUUUGUGUGCCACCUGUGUGCGGUGGACCUGCUAUGUGCCGUACUGCUCAUGCCCCUGGGCAUUGUGUCCAAUUCGCCGUACUUCGCCAGUGUGGUGUUCACAGUACUGGAGUGCCAGGUAUACGUCUUCCUCAACGUGUUCCUCAUCGCAGCCUCCAUCUUCACCAUCACGGCCAUCAGCGUGGAGCGUUACUACUACAUUGUCCACCCCAUGCGCUAUGAGGUGAAGAUGACCCUGAAGCUGGCCGCAGCCGUCAUGGUCCUGGUCUGGGUGGCCUCAGGCCUGCUGGGGCUGGCCACUGUGUUCGGCUGGCCCAGCUACAGCAGCCUGAGCUCCAUCAGUGCCGCCCACUGCUCCCUGCACUGGAGCCACAGCAGCCACCGCCGGGCCUUCUCUGUCCUCUUCACAGUGGCCUGUUUCUGCCUGCCUGCUGCGGUCAUCUUCGCUGUGUACAGUAACGUCUAUAAAGUGGCCCGCAUGGCGGCUAGACAGCAUGGACCGUUACCAUCCUGGACGGCCAGUCAUCCUAAACACCGCUCUGACUCCAUCAACAGCCAGACCACAAUCAUCACCACCCGCAGUGCCCCCAGGAGGCUGCACCACCACAGGCCCUUCGGUGGGUGCAAGGCCGCCCUCACCCUGGUGGUCAUUGUGGGCCAGUUCCUGCUCUGCUGGCUGCCUUACUUCUCCUUCCACCUGCACCUGACUAUCAACAACCAGCCCAAGAUCCCCGCCGACCUAGAGAAGGCCGUCACCUGGCUGGCGUACUCCUCCUUCACCGCCAACCCUUUCUUUUACGGGCUGCUGAACCGCCAGAUCAGGGAGGAGCUGUGUAAGCUGCGGCGCUGCUACUCUGUCCGGCCCGUCGAGCUGGCCAUAUCCAGCAGCCACGAGGGCUCGGCACAUGAGAACUUCCUGCAGUUCCUCCAGAGAACCAGCUGUACGGUGGAGACCAGAGCCAGCUUUACCUGCACAUCCAGCCCCAGGAACACCCUGGACCAAACUGGGCAGCAGACGGCUGGCUUCAGGAUACCUGGGCAGAUACCUGAGGAUUUCAGUUAAAAUGCCCCUGAUAUACUAACCUGGUCCCCACUUAUAUACUGUCACUGUACUGACACUGGUACCUGUCUGCUAUUGGCAGAAGAGUUCAGAUAAAACUGUUAAGCCUGGACAAGACUGGGCAGAUUGCUGGGUUGAAGAUACCAUGGCAGAUGCCUAAUGAGUUCAGUAACAAUACUCGUAGAUACUGUACGCAUGUCAUGCCACUGGCAUCUACUGUAGUUGACUGCUGUAACAGUGUGGCAACAGUACUACCAGCUACACACUGCCCUUGAUUUAAAACACACAUAGACAGCACUUGGAAAGGACAACAAAUAGAAUGUUUUUCUUUUGAUAUUUCUAGUUUGUUAAUUAGAUUGAGUUUAUUCCGCAUCCAGAGGUGAGUCCAGAAUCCAGCAUAUAACUGAAGUGCAUUAUGUGCUGAAAAAUACUCUUUUCUCAAUUAUGAAUUGUUAUUUCUAGCUACAACUACCACUAAUAGAGAGACUAAUUCAGCUACCUACCACCAACCAUUCCAAUCACCUAUAUUUGUACAUAUUCUACUACCACUUCUACUACACAACCACCAGUACACAUUUUGAGUUGAAAGACAAUACAAAUUAUAUUUCCUCUGUAUCAAAUAUUCACUGUCUAUUUAUUAUUAAUUCCAAUGUUCAAUGCAGGGAGCAUUCAAUAUUUUAAGUGUAACAGUUGAGUUAUUUCUUUUACACACAAUCAAACUUGAUACCUUUACUAUUUGGUUCUCAAUUGAGGUUUAAUUGCAAUAUUCUUAACUAUGUACAGUAUGUUUCUUACAAAGCAAUGCGUUAUUAUCCGUUAUCAUAAAUGAAAGCACAUUGCAUUCAAUAGGCUACCUUUUUACAGGUGAUGGCAGAGACUACACUCUCCAAGGGAACUUCUUUCUAUAUGGGCAAGUUGAUUUAGCUAUAACUGUACAAAUAAACUUCUGAAAGAUCUGUUUGCAAGAAAUUACGCUUAUGCUGUUCUAAAAAUAAUGUCCUCUUCACUGCACAUUUAUGAAAAGCUGAAGACUUCACCCUAUAACUCCCACACAGCACCGAGAGAGAUUAAGGGAUAAUGUGGGAUAGAGAUAGACAUGGGUGAUCAACGCAAAAGAACAUUCUGAGCUACAUUUUCAAAAGCCUAUCGUGUCCCCUUUAUGCACGGCCCAGAUUCGAACGAAAAUGGGAAUCUGCGAACAAAUAGAUAAACAAAUAGAUAAAUAAACAGAUGAGUUGAAUAGAUACAGAUGUAGGAUCUAUAUUUGAUCACCCCGUUGCAGGAGAAAUGUGUGUAUUUGAGGGUUGAAAAAACUUUUGAAGUUUGUAAUUUCCAUUUCUGAAAAAUAUAUCAACCCCUACAAAAUUGUCCAUUAACUAUAAUCCACAUAAUAAUUCACAUUUCCUGUUGCUACAGGAUUAUGUUCCUGCUGUAGCAAACUGGCUCAAAUUAAGAUCCUACAAAUGCAUAUGAAUGAGCUCCAGAUCCUGGUCCAGCUCUGCACACUCCUGACAGCUGACUGGGUCGUCAUGGGAAUGCCCUGAAAAAACAGAAAGUGGGAGCAUCUUCAGUGUUUUUGAGGGAAUUCAGGGUAGCUUGAGCUUGUGACAGCCAGGCAGAGGAAAUACAUCCUAAACUGAUUCACACACACACACACACCAAUACACACACACACAGCCUAUUAUACACACAUCGCAGGCACGCAUGUACACACACACCAGUUUAAAAAACAAGGUCAGGGUAUUUAUUAAGGCUACAUUCAGGGCCAAGUAUUGUAAAAUUCUAAAAGCAUGAUAACACAGUGACAGUUUAUGAUGCUCUGCUUUUUGAUGUGCAAAUACUGUAUCUUGAAAUGGCUAUCACUUCUACAGUAGAACAUCUACAGAGAUGGAGUAUCCAGAAUAAACAAUGACAGGCAGGGUAUUCAGCAUGGAAACUCAACACUGGACCCCAGCAGCCUCUGUCUCAGUCUGUUUUUCUUUAAAGGAGGUUGAUAAGCUUGGUCGAUUAUAUUGACACCUGGACAAAACCUAGUGACGACAUAAAGUCUACAG
Molecule: messenger RNA, 3883 nt
Organism: Oncorhynchus keta (chum salmon)
Lineage: Eukaryota; Metazoa; Chordata; Actinopteri; Salmoniformes; Salmonidae
Product: probable G-protein coupled receptor
Exons: 5
Coding region: 519-1832 (437 amino acids)
Biological process (GO): G protein-coupled receptor signaling pathway
Cellular component (GO): signaling receptor complex; endosome; plasma membrane
Molecular function (GO): G protein-coupled receptor activity
Source: RefSeq, a predicted model, not a curated record